Messenger RNA from Rotaria sp. Silwood2, 1074 nucleotides. Lineage: Eukaryota; Metazoa; Rotifera; Eurotatoria; Philodinida; Philodinidae. The record is from the annotation of a GenBank genome assembly.
AUGAUGCUAUGUUUGACAAUUAUUCUCCUUUCAUGUGUUCUCGUGGAUACUCGUUAUUCAUUGUAUUGUACUGAUUCGCGACAAACUUUCUACCCUACAUUCGAUUGUUUAUAUGCUUAUACGGUUGUUGGCGAAAAGCAAGAUGGUGCACCUUACAUUCGUAAUUAUCAUUUGACAGCUUAUUGUAGAAGGCCCAAUUUUGCUGAAGAAAAGGAUAAUUUAAGUAUGCAAGAUAAAACUAAAAUAAAGCCAAUCACAUUCAGAGAAUUAAAUCAACAAAAGGUGACAAGUGAACAAUUACUUAUGUGGUCAGCGCCUAUAGAUAUUGCAGAAAGGUACGAAAUUAAUAGUACAACUUCAGAGGCUUUUUAUAAUUGUUCACCGCCAUGGUUUGGUUCUGUGUGCCAAUACAAAUUUCCAUAUGAUUUUUUUUCAACAUUCAGUGAUAUUGUUAAUGCAACCUUCACCAGUCGCUUACCAAAUGCAGGUAAUGUCACUAAUGGAACAUGUUAUCGAUUUUUAGCUAAUUGUAAUCAUUCAUUGUGGCCUUUAUGUCUUGACUGGCGUGAAAUUUGUGAUGGAAAAGCUGAUUGUAAAGAUGCAAGUGAUGAACAAUGGUGUGAACAAUUAGAAAUGAGCCAAUGUACUGAUGAUGAAUAUCGAUGUCAUUACGGUGGGCAAUGCAUUCCACGAACAUUUCAUAGAGAUAAUCCCUACAGUGUCGAUUGUUUAGACGGUAGUGAUGAGAAAGAACAGUUUCUAAUGUUUACUAGAAUGUUCAAUGCGCGUUGUGUACAGAUUUCAACAUUUAUAUGCGAAGAACGUAUCGGUCGAUUUCCUCGCACAUUUCAAUGUGGCGAUGGCCAAUAUCUUUAUGAAGCUAGUUUACCAAGUUAUUCAGUUUCUUGUGCAAAUCAACGAGACAAGGAAAUAUCUCGAAUUUUAUUUACUUCGUUAGAUCACAUAUCACAAUUGAGUUGUCAACAAGCAUUCUAUUGUGCACUUCAAUGCAGUCAACACAACGGUAACGUAGAAAAAGAACAGAAAUGUCGAAUGGUUUCAAAUUUAACAUAA